CAUCAUUGCUUCUUUGGUGCAGGCUUGAGAUUUAAUGCAAUUGGUGAAUUUGAACUGUGGAAUUCUACAAAUUGUAUCAAAAUGGCUGGAAAAAUGGAUGUAGAUAUGUCUUUAGAUGAAUUAAUUAAAAGCAACCGGGGAAAAUUUAAUGCUUUUCAAAAUAGAGGUGGCAGAAUGCAACGCAGACGCGGUGCUCGUGGAACUGAGAGAGGUUUUGGAAGAGCUCGUGGUAAUAUGCGGCAAGCUGGAUUCAGGGGAAAAUUCGUAUCUCCAAGGGGUACCUUUAAACCUAGAGCCAAACCUGCAUUUCUUACAACUAAUAGAAUCAGACGUGGUGGUGCCAGUAGUGCACCAGGCCCAGCAAAACUUCUUAUAUCAAAUCUUGACUAUGGAGUGUCUGAUUCUGAUAUUAAGGAAUUAUUUGGUGACUUUGGUGCUCUACGAAAAGCAGUUGUGCAUUAUGACCAGUCUGGUCGGUCUCUAGGCACAGCGGAUGUCGUUUUUGAACGACGCAUGGAUGCAAUCCGUGCACUGAAGCAAUAUGAUGGAGUACCACUUGAUGGUAGACCAAUGAAAAUCCAGAUUACUAGUUCUCUCACACCAAGGAUAAAUAACAGUUUUGCAUCAAACCUUAACAGAAGAGGAAAUGCCAGAUUCUCUGGGAGAGGACGGGGUGCAACGAGAGGUCGAGGUCGUAGAGGAGGUUUUCAGAGGACUUGAAAGAAAUUUUGGAAGCUUUACUGAUGACUACGUGGCCCAAGUGAUUUCAAGAUUUUGCCAUAUGGAUACAUCAGUGGACAUUUCCAUAGUGAAAAGUUGUUUCUCAUAUUUUUAAAAUUCUGAAAGUGACAUUGCUUUGAAUAACAGACUCCGAAAGCUGAAAAUAUGUUUUGAAAAAUGCAGACAUUUUAACGCAGUAUUGGUGGAUAUAAGUCGUCUAUUUUAAUAAAACUGUGCAACGAUUCAAAUUGCAUUUAUUUUAUUAAUGCCAAGUGAAUCAAAACUGGUAUAAUUUUUUACAUUAUACGUUGAUAUCUGUAGAAAAUAACACUAAAUCUUAUUGUGGUUUUAAACAGAAAUGUUAAAAGUAUAUAAUUACAUUAUGUAAUAGAUAUCUGCAUUAAAGUUUGGAUUGUUUUUAUUGCUCUAAAAUAAAUGUGAAAAAAUAUUUUUUGAGCAAGUAAUAAAUAUAUUAUAUAGACA
Stegodyphus dumicola is the source of this 1203-nucleotide messenger RNA. RefSeq names its product aly/REF export factor 2-like. Gene Ontology annotation, biological process: mRNA export from nucleus. Lineage: Eukaryota; Metazoa; Arthropoda; Arachnida; Araneae; Eresidae. Gene Ontology annotation, cellular component: nucleus. Gene Ontology annotation, molecular function: mRNA binding. The record is from RefSeq and is a predicted model, not a curated record.